Molecule: messenger RNA, 1694 nt
Organism: Nannospalax galili (Upper Galilee mountains blind mole rat)
Lineage: Eukaryota; Metazoa; Chordata; Mammalia; Rodentia; Spalacidae
Gene: Prickle4
Product: prickle planar cell polarity protein 4
Exons: 8
Coding region: 266-1660 (464 amino acids)
Molecular function (GO): zinc ion binding
Source: RefSeq, a predicted model, not a curated record
AACUGCGCGGGCGCCCCCGCAGGGCUGGGAAGAGAUCCCAGCAGCGUACCGGUUCCCUCCCUAAACCAGCAGCUGCACAGGGACCCCCCGAGCGGACUCGGAAACCACACAGAGUCCUGCGGGUGGGCCCGCAAAGUCCUAGGAAAACUUUGGAACUCUGGUCGAGAGACCACUUGAGUGUGAUCAGCCCAUCCUGGCUACCUUUCACAGGAAACCUGACCUGACGGACAGAACCGGAAGGAAGCAGGGCCAAUCUUUGUCAACAAUGUUAAUGCAGAAGUCUGGCUGGCCCGGUCAACAGGACAGUUCCAUCUCCGGGGAGUCAGGUCCACCAGUCAACUCAGAUAGUAACUCAGGUCACUGGCUAUCGAAGGACAAUGAGGAUGCCUCUGUUCAGGUUCCUGCAGACCUGAUUUUGAGCCUCCCUCACGUGGACACCAACCAGGCUUCCAGCUGGCCUGGGCUUCAGACCCUGCUGCAGCAGCUCCCUCCACAGGACAGUGAUGAGCGCUACUGCCUGGCCCUGGGGGAGGAAGAACUGGCUGAACUUCGGCUCUUCUGUGCCCAGAGGCAGCAGAAAUCUCUGGGACAGGGGGUGGCCCGCCUGCUACCACCCAAGCUCGAAGGACAAACUUGUGAAAAGCCUGGUGCCCCUGCUUGGCAGUGCAAGGAGCGGUUGAAGCCAGGAGAGUACGGUGUGUUCGCAGCCAGGGCGGGUGAGCGGUGCUGCUGGCAUAGGCCCUGCUUUGCCUGCCAGGCCUGUGGCCAGGCCCUGAUCUAUCUCAUCUACUUCUACCAUGAUGGGCAUCUCUACUGUGGCCGUCAUCAUGCUGAGCUGCUUCGGCCUCGCUGCCCAGCAUGUGACCAGCUGAUCUUCUCCCAGCGCUGCACCGAGGCAGAGGGACGGCGCUGGCACGAGAACCACUUCUGCUGCCAGGACUGCGCAGGGCCCCUGGGUGGGGGACGUUAUGCCCUGCCGGGGGGCAUCCCUUGCUGCCCCAAUUGCUUUGAGAGCCGGUACAGGAAUGCAGGACCUACCUUGGCAGGGGCACUGGAAGGGCGAGCGUCCCUAGGUAAAGGAGGGGAAGGUGUAGAUCUAAAGGGGGCGGGCGGCUUAGGUUGGGCAGAGGAGUGGGGAAUCUCCCGGGCCCGGACUCUCACCCCAGCCCCACGCCUGUCCACCCCUCCCAGCAGCGCCCUGUCCUCCCAUCGCAAUCCCCAGACCCAAGCAUGGGGCCCCGCAGCUCUCACCGCGAGUCCCAGGUCUGAGCGCUCCACGGGCUUCCCGAACCCACCCUGCUCAGCGGUCGGGGCUGCAACGCGGGACUCGCUCCGGGGGGAAGGAGGACCCGAUCUAUCCGAAGGAUGGGACGGCGCCACAUCGGAGGCCGAGGCCGUCUCCCGAGCUGUGCUGUCCGCGGCUGUUGCCAGCUCCAAUCAGGAAACCCCUAGUGGGCCGGCCAAAGGGCGGGACCAAGACUGCCUGGAGACUCUCAGUGAUCCCGACGGGGAAGACCCCUGCCCCACCUGCUCCUCUUCCUCGGAGUCGGAACCCGAAGGCUUUUUCUUCGGCCAGCGCCUUCCGGGUCCCUGGAAGACCCCCGGAAACCUCCAUGCAGAUGACAGCGACACCUCCAGGAGGCAUUGCACCAUUUGUUAGUGGCGCAUUCUGGAGAUGGGGGUUGUGGGUGGGG